Molecule: messenger RNA, 849 nt
Organism: Glycine soja
Lineage: Eukaryota; Viridiplantae; Streptophyta; Magnoliopsida; Fabales; Fabaceae
Product: kunitz-type trypsin inhibitor KTI1-like
Exons: 1
Coding region: 92-715 (207 amino acids)
Molecular function (GO): endopeptidase inhibitor activity
Source: RefSeq, a predicted model, not a curated record
AAUAGUGUAGACUCUUCCAACGUUGCUUAUUCACACAAACGGAACAAGAUAGAUAUAUAGAAGAGCCUUCCAUAUAUAGCCUCCCAAAAAAAUGAAGAGUACUACCUCUUUGGCUCUCUUUCUACUUUGUGCCCUAACUUCAUCAUAUCUGCCUUCAGCCACCGCUGAUAUUGUAUUCGACACCGAAGGCAAUCCUAUUCGAAACGGCGGCACAUACUAUGUGUUGCCAGUGAUAAGAGGAAAGGGCGGCGGAAUAGAAUUUGCCAAAACCGAAACAGAAACAUGCCCUCUCACUGUUGUGCAAUCUCCCUUUGAGGUCUCAAAGGGUCUACCACUGAUAAUUUCAUCCCCAUUUAAAAUCCUUGACAUCACCGAAGGACUUAUUUUGAGCCUCAGUUUCACUUAUGUACCCCCCUGUGCCUCAACUCCUUCUCGGUGGACCGUUAUUCUCAAGGGUCUGCCAGAAGAACUCCAUGUCAAACUCACUGGCUACAAAAACACAAUAGAUGGUUGGUUUAGGAUUCAAAGAGCUUCCUCUGAAUCCAACUACUAUAAGUUGGUGUUUUGUACAUCUAAUGAUGAUAGUUCGUGUGGGGAUAUUGUGGCUCCCAUCGAUCGUGAAGGAAACAGGCCUUUGAUUGUGACUCAUGAUCAGAAUCAUCCAUUGUUGGUUCAGUUUCAGAAAGUUGAAGCUUAUGAAUCAUCAACUGCAUGAGUUGGCCUUGAAAAAUCAUGCACGUGCUUUCCGGAAUUAUUCCGAUACUUUGGUUACUUGUAAGACCGAAUAAAUAAUGCUUUGGUUGUAAUAAAUUAUUAUUAUUAUUAUUAUUAUUAUUAUUAUUAUUAUUA